Molecule: messenger RNA, 583 nt
Organism: Microplitis demolitor
Lineage: Eukaryota; Metazoa; Arthropoda; Insecta; Hymenoptera; Braconidae
Exons: 5
Coding region: 1-429 (142 amino acids)
Biological process (GO): sensory perception of smell
Molecular function (GO): odorant binding
Source: RefSeq, a predicted model, not a curated record
AUGAAGUCAAUAAUUAUCUUGGGUGUUUUGCUGGUCGUUUUUAUAUCCGCGGAAGCUAAGUCGGUACAGAAACGGGAAUGUCCAUUUAGGAAACCAUUUGAAGCAAACGCACCUAAAUGUAUGGACAAAAUAUCUGAAGAAAACAUGGGCCAUAUGAUGCAAGGCAAUUUGGACAAUGACGAAAUCCGUUGUUUCGUUGGCUGCGUAUUCGAAAACGCCGGUUUUGUGAAAGAUAACAGAGUUCAAAUGGACAAACUUAGAGAAGCCGUUGACAAUUUCGUUGAUGAUUACAAGUAUUCAAAAGACAUUGGCGACAAAGUUUACGGAGUUAUCAGCGAUUGUGCCUCUCAAGCCGAAAAAGGAGCAAACAAUUGCGAAGUUGCGGCAAACCUCCUUAUCUGUUUCAAGACCAACAACAAGUUCACAUAAUUUACUAAAUAAUUAUUGGGACCUAGGCCUAAGUGAAUUAAAAACUUGGUCAGAUCUUUCGAUGAUGAGAAAAAUGUAUAAAGAAUUGUAAUUUAAAAUUUAAAAAAAUGUGACAAAAAAAAUAAUGGGCAAAUUAAAGGAUAAUUAAUUUUUA